Messenger RNA from Penicillium longicatenatum, 2310 nucleotides. RefSeq lists its product as uncharacterized. The record is from RefSeq and is a predicted model, not a curated record. Lineage: Eukaryota; Fungi; Ascomycota; Eurotiomycetes; Eurotiales; Aspergillaceae. The transcript is spliced from 4 exons. Gene Ontology annotation, molecular function: oligopeptide transmembrane transporter activity. Gene Ontology annotation, biological process: transmembrane transport. The coding region runs from base 1 to 2310 and encodes 769 amino acids.
AUGGAUACUAAGGAAGCAGAAACAAAAACAGCCGAGCCUAUCUCCAUCAGUGCCGAUGAGGAGGUAGGUGAGGGACGAUUCGACAAGGUUGAAGUCGAAUCAGAGACCCAGGAUGAGAAUGUCGAGUACAGCUAUGAAUCCAAUCGAUCCCCAUUCCCAGAAGUUAGGGCUGUUGUCCCUGAAACCGAUGACCCCAGCAUGCCCGUCAGUACAGUCCGCAUGUGGAUGCUGGGGAUUCUGUUCACGAUGCUGGGAUCAGGAAUCAACCAAUUCUUCUCACUGCGAUAUCCAUCAGUUCACAUCGUUGCCCUUGUUGCGGAGCUCUUGGCCUAUCCGCUAGGUGUUUUUCUUGCAAAGUCUCUCCCACUGGCUACUAUUUCCCUCGGGCCUUUGGGGUCUUUUACGCUCAAUCCAGACCGUCAUUUCAAUAUCAAGGAGCAUGCCUUGAUUGUGAUCAUGAGCAAUGUCUCUUUCGGGUAUGCUACGGCCGACGCGACAAACAUCAUCCAAGCAUCCAGUGCAGCAUUCUAUGACUUUGAUCUGAAGCCCGGCUUCUAUGUGAUGAUUGUUCUCUGUGCCCAGUUGCUUGGUUUUGGAGUUGCUGGUCUCACUGCCCCAUGGCUGGUCGAGCCUGCACGAAUCAUCUGGCCGGGUGUGCUAUCUAACUGUGCCAUGUUGGGAACGCUACAUUCACGCGCCAACACCAUAGCUGACGGAUGGCGUAUCUCUCGCCUGCGCUUCUUCUUAUACGUUACCGCUGCUGCUUUUGUCUGGUACUUCUUUCCUGGUCUGAUGUUCACGGCCCUGUCGUAUUUCACUUGGGUCUGUUGGAUUGCCCCCAAGAACGUCAUCGUCAACCAGCUUUUCGGCAUGCAGACCGGUUUGGGUCUUAGCCCCAUCACCUUUGAUUGGAGCCAGAUAGCAUACAAUACCAACCCCCUGCUGUCUCCCUCGUGGGCAGCACUCAACGUCUUUGCCGGAUUUGCCGUUUUUUACUGGAUCGUGGUCCCAAUCAUCUACUACAAGAACGUCUGGUUUACUGCAUACCUGCCACUCAUGACUUCCGAUGUCUAUGACCGAACUGGCGCAACUUACGACACAGCUCGUGUCAUCUCCUCCAGCAAUACGCUGGAUGUAGAAGCCUACCACAAAUACUCGCCACCUUAUCUCGGCGCAACCUUUGCCUUCGUAUACGGCCUCUCCUUUGCAUCAAUUACUUCUGUGCUAUCGCAUAUUGGCAUCUGGCAUGCUCGUGACCUCUGGGCUGCUAUGAAAGGCCGCAACAGGCUCGACAUUCAUGCCCGUCUUGUCCGCGCUUCUUACCGCCGCACGCCAUGGUGGUGGUACGCCUCCAUCAUCGUGAUCAUAAUGGCCAUGUCCAUUGCUAUGGUCGAAGUCUAUCACACUAAGCUCCCGGUAUACGGUGUCUUCCUAGCCUUGAUCAUCCCGGCAGUUUACAUGGUUCCAUGUGGUAUUGUGCAGGGUAUCACCAACGUUGACGCAAAUCAGCUCAACGUACUCGCCGAGUUCAUGGGUGGGUAUAUGUUUGAAGGCAAACCUCUGGCAAACAUGAUUUUCAAGAUCUUGUCGACGGACGUAGUUGGUCAGGGUGUUUAUUUCGCGAUGGACAUGAAACUCGCACAUUACCUCAAGGUGCCUCCACGUACCACUUUCUUUGCUCAGGGUAUUGCUACUAUCCUGGGUGCUCUGACCCAGGCGGGUGUGACGAUCUGGAUGUUGGGCAAUAUUGAUGGAAUUUGUGAAACUGAUCAGGCGGACAGUUUCACCUGUCCGAACGGUCGAACGGUGUACUCUUCAUCAGUCAUUUGGGGUCUUGUUGGACCUCGUCGUCUAUAUUCUGCUGGCAAGAUCUAUUCUUCACUUUUGCAUUUCUUCUGGAUUGGGCUACUCGCCCCAUUCGUGACUUACUUUUUGUACCGCUGGACAAAAAACCGCUUUUGGAAGCUGAUUAACUGGCCGUUGAUCUUUGUGGGGACCUACAAUGUCCCGCCAGCGACCGGGAUCAACUACUCCAGCUGGGCCCUUGUCAACUUCGUCUUCAAUCACUUCAUUCGCCGCCGUUUCUUUGCUUGGUGGACCAAAUACAACUACAUUCUGGCUGCUGCGCUCGAUACCGGUCUCGCACUUAGCGGCAUUGUAAUCUUCUUCUGCAUUUCGUACCCUGGGGCAAGUUUCCCUGACUGGUGGGGAAAUACGGUUUACCUAAAUACUGCCGAUGCAGAUGGUGUUUCUUGGCUGAAGAUGCCAUCAGUUGGCUAUUUUGGUCCCGCUAAUGGGACGUGGACUUAG